AUGACCGCAGCUACCGAAUCUCACGAGGCAACCGCAACAGUUAAGAAGAAGCGAUCACGUCGUGGACGCAAAGACAACACUCCCGGUCCUGUCACACUCAAACCGAAAAAGACCUUGUUUGUGGAUGAUCUAGGGAAUGCCUUGGUUGACCAGCUCUACGAAACAUCCAACCGCAACGACGAUGAUGACAACAGCAGGGCCUCGUCAGUUUCCCUCAUGGAGCACUUGCAGAACAACAUCGCAACACGUAACGCGACACCUUCAUGUUCCAGUUCCGUGAGCUUUCAUACAGUAUCUGAUUCCAGUCCAGCGACGAGCGUGAACAGUCAUGAACCCUUCGUCACUCGCUCACAAGUACCAACCAAGAUCGAUGUCCUACAGCCAACCACCCAUAUCCCCCAUCGAAGCACCGAUUCCUUUCACACAAAAGCAGAAGACCAGGACCGAGAUGUGGUAUUCAAACUCGACGAUCUCGAUACCAUGACAGCCAUUCAGCACAUAGCUGCACAACAUGGCAGAGUGGCACACAUGGGCAUUCUCGAUCACAGCUACCGAUUCUUCGUGAACAAAUCAAGGUCAGCAGCUUUGUCAUUUAAGGUCCGGAAUCGCGUGGCAGUGAUCGGCGGAGACCCAUUAUGCAACAAGGAUCAAAUCCCCGAGCUGCUAUCCGAGUUUGCGACCUACCGACAACAGCAUCACUUGAGCAUAGCUUUCAUGGGCGCCAGCGAGUCCUUCCUCAAACACCAUGCCAAACCAAACAAUUGGACAACAAUCCGCUUCGCCACAGAGCGCGUGCUCAACCCCCAGACAAACGAAGUGAUCCUUGAAAAUAGCGGGAAACGCAUCUUGACCAAGAGCCGUCAACUCACAAACAAAAACAAAGGCGGCAUCACCAUGGGCGUAUACGCCCCCGCCGUUCACGGCACGAACCAACAGCUACAAUCUAACUUAAUCACCCUCUACGAUGCCUGGCGCGCCGAGCGCAACGCCUCUGCCAGCCCACAGGCCUUUAUAACCGUCUACGACCCCUUUGCUAUACCCGCUCUAAUGACAUUCAUCUACACCCGCACCCCAGACGGAACCGUCAACGGUUUUGCCGCGCUUCGACGCCUCGGUUCCGGUGGCUACCAUAUCGACCCAUGCAUCGCGGCCCCAGGCAGCGUGAAUGGAAUCAGCGACCUCCUCCUCAUCAUGGCAAUGGCUCUCCUUCGACGUGCCGGCAUCUCACACCUCGGUCUAGGCGUCGAACCCCUCCAAUCACUCACUCGCGAAGACGUCAGCGGCAUGCCGUGGCCCUGUAAGAAGUUCACACGCGGCUUGUACGGACAUGCGUUCCACCGUCUACCCAUCGGCGGAAAAAAGGCAUAUCAUGACAAAUUCCGUCCGGACCCUACCCAGGACUCGGACCUUUAUCUUGUUUUCCCAUCGGGCAUACCCAGUCCCCGACACGUGCUUGCUAUGACCCACAUGGCGAAUAUCAGUCUGCGAAAGAUAUUCCGGGCGGAUGUUCAGGCUUUGGUGUUGACUCGGAAGUUCAAAGCUGGUGAUGAGGUUGUCAUCUCGCGUCAGAAGAAGGAAAAUCGUGCGGACCAGACUAACGGUAAAGGGUUCGAGGAGGAACUUCGUGUAUACUAUUCUCCCUGUGCGGAUUAA
Penicillium coprophilum is the source of this 1653-nucleotide messenger RNA. RefSeq names its product protein ergS (gene ergS). Gene Ontology annotation, biological process: phospholipid homeostasis. The record is from RefSeq and is a predicted model, not a curated record. The transcript has a single exon. Bases 1 to 1653 code for a protein of 550 amino acids. Gene Ontology annotation, molecular function: aminoacyltransferase activity. Lineage: Eukaryota; Fungi; Ascomycota; Eurotiomycetes; Eurotiales; Aspergillaceae.